Molecule: messenger RNA, 610 nt
Organism: Triticum urartu
Lineage: Eukaryota; Viridiplantae; Streptophyta; Magnoliopsida; Poales; Poaceae
Source: RefSeq, a predicted model, not a curated record
AAUUCCGAAUAUCUAUUUUAUCUAACACUCCUGCAUAUUACUACAGCUGUUCAAAAAACAUGGAGGGUCAGUAAGGAAGCCGUGGAUGCUGGAAGUGCUCUUGUCCCAGAUUCAGUUCCACGCCCAAUUGCUAGGAUAGGCGUGACAUUUGUUGCCGUGUCUGUCGCCCUUUUUCUGCUCAAGUCCGUCAUUUCCACCGCAUUGUUUGUACUGGCGAUGAUGGGGCUUAUAUACUUCGCCUUCCUGGCGAUGAACCCGAAAGAGGGCUCCAGGAGCAUGGAUGAAGGAGACAGUCCUUCGUCGGACGACCCCGCCGAAGAAGCCCGUCGCAUAAUGGAGAAAUACAAGUGAAGAAGAGCCUUAUUAUGGUGAGUCUACUCUGAAGUCUGAAUAGGUAAACAGAGAAAUACCUGCUGUGGCCUUGGAUGGAUCUGGCUUUAGAUCAACAGAAGUGAAUUCUUUCGUAUGGCUACAUACUGAGCUUUGGGUUUUUCAGCAAGAUGAGUUGUUGUACAAUACUGUUAUUAUUAUACUGUAUAGUGGCUAGUGAUCUGAUUAUAAUGGAGCUGGGAUUCAGAGACAUGGCGGUGUGCCUUAAUUUUCGCUACUA